Dibothriocephalus latus is the source of this 642-nucleotide messenger RNA. Lineage: Eukaryota; Metazoa; Platyhelminthes; Cestoda; Diphyllobothriidea; Diphyllobothriidae. The record is from the annotation of a GenBank genome assembly.
AUGGGUAUCAUUGCCGAGCCUUGUUUACUGAUGCGUCGACUUGUUUUGCAGGAGCGGUCCAAAUCGAACCUGGCGUCCUUCCUGCAACCCUUUGAGAGCACACUCUGGGUCCUGGUUGGGGUCUCCGUAAACGUGGUCGCCUUUCUGCUCUACAUACUGGACCACUUCUCAGCCCUGAACUACCUCAGGCGGGCCAAGUUGAAUUUAGCUUCUCCACGUCUGCCUUCCAACACCGACCCCCCCACCUCCACCACCGUCCCUGGUGUGUCGUCUGAGACGGAGGAGAAGAAGACCCCGGCGGCCCCGGGGUCAGACAAACCAGAGGACGGCUUCACUCUCAGCUCCUCCAUGUGGUUCACAUGGGGCAUCCUCCUCAACUCCGGCAUCAGUGAGGAGACUCCGAAGGCCUUUUCCACGCGGGCCCUCGGCAUGGUGUGGGCGGGCUUUGCAAUGAUCAUAGUGGCCUCCUAUACGGCCAAUCUGGCUGCCUUCCUGGUGUUGGAUAGGCCUGAGGCCUCUAUCUCAGGCAUCGAUGACGCCCGUGUAAGUUGCUGCACUUUAUACUACUACUUAUACUUUUACUACUACUACUACUCAGAAGCAGAAAAAGCGAUCACUGGAACAAUAAUUUCAUUUUCUUGA